CAUUACAGUGAUUUAGCCAAACACGGUAGAGGCAGUGAUGGCAAAAUCGCGGCUGAGAAGGUUUUGCUUCUCUCUCUCUCUUAAACCCUAAAGCAGGGUUUUUGUGUGGUGUUGUGAUUAUGAAGAAGAGAGAGUUGAAGACUCUUCUCUCUCACACUCUCCAAUUCCUCCACCUCCGAUCCCUCUCCACCUCCGAUCUCUCCCAACACUACGCAUUCCUCCGCGACGCCCUCAAUUCCGCCCCCAAAACCCUCCCCUCCCCCAGCGACGCCGUUUCCAUCUCCAACGCAAUCCGCGCCGGCUUCGGCCACGAAACCCUAAACUUCCUCCGCCAGUUCCGCGGCAGGUUGAGCGAGUCCCUCGUCGUCGAGGUAAUGAAUGACGUGAAACGCCCCGAGUUAUGCGUCCCCUUUUUCCUCUGGGCGAGUCGCCAAAUCGGUUACACCCACACUCCAAUGGUGUACAAUGCGCUAAUUGAGUUACUCUCUUGCAAUGGCCACGACAGAGUGCCCGACGCGUUUUUGAUGCAAAUUAGGGCUGAUGACAGGGAUUUGCUUCGGAAGCUGCUCAAUGUUCUUAUUCAGAAGUGUUGUCGAAAAGGGUUGUGGAAUGUGGCGUUGGAAGAGUUGGGGAGGCUCAAGGAUUUUGGGUACAAGCCUUCUCCCACCACUUAUAAUGCUUUGGUUCAGGUUUUUCUUAGGGCUGAUAAGUUGGAUAGUGCUUAUUUGGUUCAGAAAGAGAUGUCGAGUUCUGGAUUUGGCAUGGAUGGGUAUACUCUGAGUUGUUUCGCGUAUUCGCUUUGCAAAGCUGGGAGGUGCGGCGAGGCGCUGAGUAUGAUUGAGAAGGAGGAGUUUGUGCCUGAUACGGUUUUCUACAAUAGGAUGAUUUCCGGGUUGUGCGAAGCUUCGCUUUUUGAAGAAGCUAUGGAUGUCUUGAAUCGAAUGCGGGCGAAUUCGUGUGUUCCCAAUGUUGUUACUUAUCGGAUUUUGCUCUCUGGUUGCUUGGGGAAAGGGCAGCUUGGCAGGUGUAAGAGAAUUCUUGGCAUGAUGAUCACAGAAGGGUGUUAUCCGAAUCGUGAGAUGUUUAAUGCUCUUGUACAUGGUUAUUGUAAAUCGAGGGAUUACUCUUAUGCCUAUAAGUUGUUUAGGAAGAUGGUUAAAUGUGGGUGCCAGCCUGGAUAUCUGGUUUAUAAUAUAUUCAUUGGUAGUAUAUGUAGCAAUGAGGAGCUACCUGGCUCGGACGUGUUGGAAUUGGCUGAAAAGGCUUACAGUGAGAUGCUUGAUUCGGGGGUUGUUUUGAAUAAGGUCAAUGUCAGCAACCUUGCGCGGUGUCUUUGUGGAGCUGGAAAGUUUGAUAAAGCCUUUAAGAUUAUAUGUGAAAUGAUGAGCAAGGGUUUUGUUCCUGAUGAUAGUACAUAUUCUAAAGUGAUUGGUUUCCUUUGUGAUGCCUCCAAGGUAGAGAAGGCUUUUUUGUUGUUUGAAGAAAUGAAAAAGAAUGGCGUUGUUCCCAGUGUUUAUACUUAUACUAUUUUAAUCGAUAGCUUUUGCAAAGCUGGUCUCAUUCAACAGGCUCGCAAAUGGUUUGAGGAGAUGUUGAGAGAUGGUUGCACCCCGAAUGUGGUGACUUAUACUGCUCUUAUUCAUGCAUACCUGAAAGCUAGAAAGGUGUUAGAUGCAAAUAAACUAUUUGAGAUGAUGUUGCUUGAAGGUUGCAAGCCUAAUGUUAUUACAUAUACAGCUUUAAUUGAUGGUCAUUGCAAGGCUGGCCAUAUUGAUAAAGCUUGCCAGAUCUAUGCCAGAAUGCAAGGUGACGUAGAAUCCUCUGACAUUGACAUGUAUUUUAAGCUAGAUGACAACUGUGAAACACCAAAUAUUAUUACAUAUGGGGCUUUGGUGGAUGGUUUAUGCAAAGCAAUCAGGGUUAAAGAAGCCCGUGAAUUGUUGGAUACCAUGUCAAUUCAUGGUUGUGAGCCUAACCAAAUAGUGUAUGAUGCUCUUAUAGAUGGGUUUUGUAAGACUGGAAAGCUUGACGAUGCACAAGAGGUGUUUGUAAAGAUGUCAGGAUGUGGAUACAGUCCAAAUUUGUAUACCUACAGCUCUUUAAUCAAUAGUCUGUUUAAAGACAAAAGAUUGGAUCUUGUUUUGAAAGUGUUGUCCAAGAUGCUGGAGAAUUCAUGCACUCCCAAUGUUGUUAUUUACACAGAGAUGAUUGAUGGCCUCUGUAAAGUUGGAAAGACAGAUGAAGCUUACAAGCUGAUGCUUAAAAUGGAAGAAGUGGGUUGUUAUCCAAAUGUUAUAACUUAUACUGCAAUGAUUGAUGGCUUUGGGAAAUUAGGAAAAAUUGAACAAUGCAUUGAACUAUAUAGAGAUAUGUGCUCAAAGGGUUGUGCGCCAAACUUUAUAACCUAUAGGGUCUUGAUAAAUCAUUGUUGUUCCACUGGCUUUCUUGAUGAAGCAAACAGACUUCUAGAUGAAAUGAAACAAACAUAUUGGCCAAGGCAUAUAUCAAGUCACCGUAAAAUUAUUGAGGGCUUUAACCGGGAGUUUAUAACCUCAAUUGGGCUUUUAGAUGAGCUGAGCGAAAAUGAAUCAGUGCCAGUUGAUUCUUUAUACAGAAUUUUGAUUGAUAAUUUUAUCAAGGCUGGAAGACUGGAAGUUGCCUUGAAUCUACUUGAAGAGAUUUCAUCAUCUCCAAGCCUAGCAAUUGCCAACAAAUAUCUAUAUACUUCUUUAAUUGAGAGUCUGUCACAUGCAAGUAAGGUUGAUAAAGCCUUUGAGCUUUACGCAAGCAUGAUAAAUAAAAAUGUUGUUCCAGAGCUUAGCACAUUUGUCCACCUCAUAAAAGGCCUUACCAGGGUUGGUAAGUGGCAAGAAGCACUACAAUUAUCAGACAGCUUAUGCCAAAUGGAUAUAUGCUGGCUUCAUGAAGAGGCAACCAACGUGAAUUAGAUUUCUGAUGUACAGAAUUGCAGAUUGGAUGUGAGUUAUGUAACUAAAGGAAAAUGAAUAUAGGUAGGAUAGAAGAAAUGGUUAAGCUGAUGUGGGUUUUUUCAGUUCAGGUAAAAACAACAGCGAUAAUGGAAGCAGAAACAUGGAAUGUUGAAGAAAUCUCAAAAUGAUGUUCUUUGUAAUCCAUUAAUCUUCAAGUUCCAAAAUGACGUGUAUUUGUCCACCUAUCAUCACAUCAUGCCACAGUAGCCUGGCAGCUAAGGAAUCAGCUUUUGGGGCAUAUUUGAGGAGCAAGGAGUUUGGGAAGUAUAUCCUUGGUUCAAUUUUUCUUUUAUUCGAGAGACUGGCCAUUAGAAGGAAUGCAAAAUGUUCUAGUAUUGUGCUCUUCUUGUAGAGUAUAUGGUAUCUGCAUGCGAACUUGCAAGGGUUAGAGUCAACACUCUUUUUUGCAAGGCAUGGUAUGUAUUGGUGAAAUUGGUUAUCAUUGAAAAAAUAGCCUCCCCACUCACUCUGUACACCUGAAAGCUCUGGACAUAACCAUGAGGGGAGGAUCAUUAUGCACCAAGCUGCCCUUUUGUUUUGUGGACGAAUAUCGAUAGAUUACGACGCCAGGUUUUUUUAAUUAGAAGGCGUCAUCUCUCUCAUCUUUGUUGCGAGAGUUGUUUUCUUCCCUUUUAUUUCCCUUUGGCUGUCUUAGGAGGACGACUUCUUAUUCUCCGUUUUGGCCCUCUCAACAAAUGAUGAUAUCCAAAGAGAUGAAUGUGUCAAGAAAAUGAUUUAGAAUAGGAUCAAAGGCGCAAUGUUGCUUCACUUUGGGAUAUGUCUAGUGCACUGAGGCUUCCUUGGAAGCUUGAGGCAGAGACAAUCACAUCAUGUUUUAUUGAUAAUGGAGUGCUCAGGCUAGUUCACUAUUCACAUCAUGAUUUCGAAUGGGGUUCUAGCUUUAGCCAAUUUAGAGACUAGAGUGUACUAAUAACUCCUUGAAAUGUUUUCUGGGGCUUUUUCCUCUACUCUAGACUGGGCGGUUUGCAGUCACUGAACCCUUCACCAUUAGUCAUGAGCUGAUCUGUGUAUGUACUACCAUUGUAAUUCAUUCUAUAUAAAUACAUAUGAGGAUCCUACUCCACACAUGUUCUGCAUUCGUCUCUGUCUUCCUACAAAAAAUUCUGUAAUAAAUAUGUGGUUCUGCAAAAUUCAUUUGGAGAGGCGUGCUUCUCCAAUUUCUCAA
Cajanus cajan (pigeon pea) is the source of this 4176-nucleotide messenger RNA. RefSeq names its product Tetratricopeptide repeat (TPR)-like superfamily protein. The record is from RefSeq and is a predicted model, not a curated record. Gene Ontology annotation, molecular function: protein binding. Lineage: Eukaryota; Viridiplantae; Streptophyta; Magnoliopsida; Fabales; Fabaceae.